Molecule: messenger RNA, 1617 nt
Organism: Tuber melanosporum (Perigord truffle)
Lineage: Eukaryota; Fungi; Ascomycota; Pezizomycetes; Pezizales; Tuberaceae
Exons: 2
Coding region: 1-276 (91 amino acids)
Source: RefSeq, a predicted model, not a curated record
AUGGAUAAACCGCCUCAGACACACGUUGUAUGUAUGGCAAUGUGUAUGGACACUCACAAAAAGGAAUCUAGUGGUGGUGGUGGUGGUCACUGGUGGAGCACUUGGAUGGCGGCGGUCGUGGUGACGACGAUUAAGAUAAUAUUCCAAACAACCCCAAACAUCCCCCGGGGUCCCAGUUCCAAGUUCAGCCACCACCAAGAAGAUCUGCCCACGCAAGACCACGCUGUGUCGUUCGCUCACCUAUUUAAGGGUAGUCCAAAGUACGAGUCCCUGUGAUAACGAUGCAUAAAGACCAUUAUAGGAAAUAUGCACCGUUUUUUCCUCACCUUUUUUUCCCUCAUUCUUCUGUAGGCCGACCACCCGUAUGGCUCUCAUUAAUCCCACGUUUCGGCAAUGGUUUCCUCCCAACCAAUUUGCUCUAACAACAACUUUCUACCAUCCCAGCGCUGAAGCAGAUAAAUUUAUGGGUGCAUCGUACUCGUACUCAUAACUCGUAGUCUAACCCCUGUCAGUCAUUGUGGGUGUCAAACUCUCCAGUUGAGCAGUUUUCCAACAUGAUCAACCAUGUUCGGGUUUCCAGGAUCGAGAACAAAUAGAAUGUCUGACAAUACCUGUACCAGUACCUCAUCGCACACACUGAUCCACUACCCGAGCAUAGAUAGUGGCGCCACGGCAUUCUAUUGCCCGGAUCAAGAGAAUUUAUCUCAUACCGGUACUUAAAUUUACUUUCGCAAGUUAUCCCUCACACGGCUGUGCCACUCAAUGAAGUUGCAACAUAUCAAAUGUGGCUCUAAAUAUGAUACGGCGUCUACUGAAGACCGGGCAUUUUCUGCCAAAGCUCCGCGGUAACACAACAUUUCUAUGUCACCCUCACUCACCACCCCCUUCAGACACCUACAAGUAACUUACAUACCGUGCGGUACUCUACUCGUACUGGUGGUGGCUUGAUCCAUCAUACCCACGCGAAAAAAUAGGAAAAUGGCGUAAGCGAGGCGAGGCGUGGUUGACAGGUUGGACACUGUUACCGUACUGUUCUCUGCUACUCGAGUACAGUACUCGUACCGUAUUUCAGCAUUUCAGCCCUUCGAUCUGCCCCAUGUCCCCUGUUCCGGCAGGAAGAGCAUCCAUGCCAGGGUAGUUGGAUAUGAUAUGGUAGGUUUAAGAGACGCAGUUCUGCACCGCAACUCCAUCACCAUCUCUCCCAUCGAAAAAGAAAAGAAAAAUAACCCCCGCCUGGGCAACCCCUUGGAAUCCGGAUCCAACAAUCGGAAGCACGGUAAUCGUCACAGUGGCAGAGAAAGAGAAGCAAUUGUCCCUGUAUUUGUGCCACACGGUCCCCUGCGAAACGGCCAGAAGAAAGGUGACUGGAGAGGAUACUGAGCACUAAGGGGGUUACCCGGUCAACAUAGAGUACUGUACUGUACUCGUAUCGUGGACGAGCAUAUCGCAGCAUCCACCCGAGUACGGGGGAGCCCACUUGUCUCUUGAAACAGAAUCCGCUAAAGACAAGAUAUAGUCUACCGGUAUUCGAAUCGCUGCAGCUCCUCUGCGCUCCUACACACCCACAGAACGCAUCUACGAGCCUUGCUUGAUAUUUCAAGGGAUAAAACCCACACC